AUUGCGUACUCUUAACAUGUCCAAUGUUGCUUAACAUUAUGCUAGCAUAACUAGCACUUGAUAAUCAAAGAGUGGUUUUUGGAAUCUAUGUUGAACAAAAAUUUUUAAAUACUUUUAAAAAUCGCGCCUUAGUGUGCUAUCUAGUACUUUUUUAAAAUGUCAAGAGCUUAAUUUGAAAUUUUUCUACUUGCACAAAUUUUUCUUGCAGUUGGGAGUUUAUUUGAUUCGCGGAAAAUAGUCCUCAAAAAUUGUUAAAAACACUGGAUCCACGGAAAUAAAACCUUUUUCAUUGCCUAUGAUGUGUUAUCGUCACAAAAUGAUUUUGCAAAAAAUAGAGAUACAAAUUUGUUGUGUAUUUUGAUUUUCUGCAGUUUGGAGAAAGGGAGAUCUUCGUUUCGGGAGCCUUUUAAAUGUGGAAUUAAUAACAGCUGGGUUUGUGAUAGAGAUUGGUAUGGUGAACAAAACAGCUCGGAACGUAAAAACAUUGAUUUUUGUUGCUCCAAAUUACGCUUCUUUCCAAAGUUGUCAGGAAUUAUUCUCGACCCCAGAGCUCUUUUUAUCUCAAAAAGCUCUGAGGACGAGAGUGACUAGAAAUUGAAUUUAUUGUAUCUAAGAAUUUAAAAAGAUAUUUGACGUUGUUUCUUAUUCAUGAUUUGCACUGGUUCUAUCACUGAAUAUUAAUAAGAAAGUAAUCAAUAAAAAAUCUGCGGUCUGUGGAUGGAAAAAUUUAUCUUAUUAAUUAAACAAUUAAGAGAUAAGUGAUACUUUACGUUAAGUGGUUGACAUUUAUUCCUACUUUUAAUGCUUUGUGAAGAGAAUCAUUAUUCUUGUGGCUUCUCAUAUAUACGUCAAUACUGGUGCAAGUUGGAAAUUCUGAAGAAGUGUUGCUUUGGCAUUGCUGCUUACCAAAGUGGAGUGCGUUGCAUAAACUCGACCGAUGUGACACAAAAUGAUGCUGGUGAUUUCACACGAGGUGGUAUUUUGCCAAAAUACGACCCUCGCUUUUUCGGCUCAAGAAGAAGAAGAUCGUUUAACUCUAGACGACGUUACGUUAGUUCCAGGCGACGUUACGUUAGAUCUAGAAGACGUUACCUUAGCUCUAGAAGACGUUACCUUAGCUCUAGACGACGAUAUACUAGAAGAAGAAGAAGCUUCACCAGACGACGACGAAGCCUCACCAGAAGAAGAAGAGUUUCGAGACGCAGAAGAAGUUUUACCAGAAGAAGAAGAACUAUGACACGAAGAAGAAGAACAUCUAGAAGAAGAAGAACUGCGAGACGGAGAAGACGAGUUACUAGACGAAGAAGAAGAGUUUCGAGACGAAGAAGAAGAGUUAUGAGAAGAAGAAGAACUGCGAGACGAAGAAGAAUAUUUGUGCGACGAAGAAGAAGAUUUUCAAGGAGAAGGACAAGCUGCAAAACAGGAUCAGGGAAAUGUAAAAGUCCAAAUCCUGCAUAUAAAAUAAUCUGGAAAGCCGAAGGUAACAACAAUCCGAAAAGUAUAUACUUCAGUCGUAGGGCACAUGUUCCUCCUGGCGGUUCAGGUUUGACUAUUGGACGAGGUUAUGACAUGAAAGAACGAUCAAAAGAAGAGGCUUAUAACGAUCUUAUAAAGGCCGGUGUUCCAAAAGAACAAGCCGAGAAAUUGUCAGGUGGAGCAAAGUUACAGGGUAACGCAGCAAAAAAUUACUUGGAGAAGAACUUAAAAGGUAUAGUUAUAUCUGAGAAAGCUCAAGAAAAGUUGUUCAACAUUGCUGUAGAAGAGAAAGUGAAAGACGCGAAAAGAAUAUUCACAAAACCUGAUGUAGUGAAUGCUUAUGGAAAAGCAGAUUGGAAUAAAUUGAAUCCAGCUAUCAAAGGAACAGUUGUCGACAUGUUGUAUCGUGGGGAUUACAAACCGUCAACUAGGAAGUUCCUACAAAAGGCAAUUGUUGAUAACGAUUUAAAGAAGUUUACUGAAAUAAUGAGUAAUGAGAGGGUUUGGGAUAAGUAUGGCGUACCCCCAGAUCGAUUUAAACGAAGAAAGGAAUUCCUUGAAAAUGCUGUCAAAGAACAGAAAAAGGAAGAAAAAAGACGAAAAGGGCAAAUACCACGUCUUUGAUGUCUUGUCAUUUGAACAUUAGCCAUUCUUGUCCCCCAGAGCUCUUUAAGAUUAAAACCUCGGAUGUUUAUUUUAAAGAGCUCUGAGGUGGAGAAUGAACUCAAACAUUACUUUGUGGAUAAAAAUCAAAUACAGAGAAGGAGAACACGUUGAAAGACUCUUUGGCAAGUAAAAACCUUGAACUUGUUAAUGCAAAAUACACACACGUUUGUUCCAAUAAAGUUUUAUAUGCAUUUUCUAUGAAUUCUUCUUGGAAUUAUUGUUAUUCAAUUUGAUAUAUUACGUAUAUAACAUAUAACCAAACUUUUCU
Molecule: messenger RNA, 2410 nt
Organism: Hydractinia symbiolongicarpus
Lineage: Eukaryota; Metazoa; Cnidaria; Hydrozoa; Anthoathecata; Hydractiniidae
Exons: 6
Coding region: 802-2100 (432 amino acids)
Molecular function (GO): lysozyme activity
Source: RefSeq, a predicted model, not a curated record